AUGAAGGAUGCUGACAUGUCUUCUGGAGUAGCAGUGGCACGUGUUUCACAAUUAAUACCGUGGCAGGGCUGUGACGGCUCGGUUCUUCUCGACGCUGGCGGUGAGAAGCAAGCCGCGCCGAACAAUGGGUCCAUCCGUGGCUUCGGUGUCGUCGACGCCAUCAAGGCCGGCGUGGAGGCCGCGUGCCCCGGCGUCGUCUCCUGCGCCGACAUCCUCGCGCUCACCGCGCGCGACGGGACGUUCCUGCUGGGCGGGCCGACCUGGAGAGUGCCGCUCGGCCGUCGCGACUCGACGACGGCGAGCCGGGCUCUGGCCAACGCGAACCUCCCGCCGCCGACCGCCGACCUGUCCACGCUGAUCUCCCUGUUCCGCAGGCAGGGGCUCUCGCCGGCCGAGAUGACGGCGCUGUCGGGCGCGCACACCAUCGGCCUGGCCCAGUGCCUAAACUUCAACGGCCGAAUCUACAACGACGCCAACAUCGACCCGUCCUUCGCGGCGCUGCGGCGGCAGACGUGCCCGAGCUCCGGCAACAGGAACCUGGCGCCCAUCGACGUGCAGACCCCCGGGGCGUUCGACGCCGCCUACUACCGGAACCUGCUGGCGAAGCGCGGCCUGUUCCACUCCGACCAGGCGCUCUUCAACGGAGGGUCGGAGGACGCGCUGGUGCGGCAGUACAGCGCCAGCCCCGCGCUCUUCCGGAGCGACUUCGCCAAGGCGAUGAUCAAGAUGGGCAACAUACAUCCGCUCACCGGCAGCGCCGGCGAGAUCAGGGCCAACUGCCAUGUCGUCAACAGCUAGCUCAUCGAUCGGUCGAUGACUAACUGAUACGUAUACCGCUCAAACUCAGGGCGUGCAGUCGUGGCGUUCUUCAUCUCGUUCAAGAAGAUAUAGUUGCGAGACAAACUCUAAACUAUUACUCACAAAGUGUGUAAGAGCAUCUCUGAUGCCAAAAACAGAGCCUCCGUACAAAAGAAAAUUGUCAUUUCACACACUUUGGAAGAAGAAAAAACAGCUCCAGCAGAUGCACGCUUUGUGAGAGAUUAGUUUUGGUGGUGUGGGUGUGUUCGUCUUCGAGUACCUCGCACUCGCUAGACAUCUUGUAAAUUGUUUUGCUCUCUUCUAUAAAAGUAAGGCACGUGCUUUGCGUGCUCUCGGAAUUUUUUUU
Aegilops tauschii subsp. strangulata is the source of this 1165-nucleotide messenger RNA. Its product is annotated as peroxidase 70. The record is from RefSeq and is a predicted model, not a curated record. Gene Ontology annotation, biological process: hydrogen peroxide catabolic process; response to oxidative stress. Lineage: Eukaryota; Viridiplantae; Streptophyta; Magnoliopsida; Poales; Poaceae. Gene Ontology annotation, molecular function: heme binding; peroxidase activity.